UUUUUUUUUUUUAAUUUCCAAAAUUAAAAAAAAAAACUUCUAGAAAACCAUCCUGGUUCCAAGCAAUGUUAGGUAAGUAAUGAAAGCCGCAAAUUCCAACACACAGCAGCCUUUCAAAAUCCUCCAUUUCCACACCCAUUUCCCUCGGGUUUCUUCUCUUUAUCUGUUCUUCUUCAGCUCUCUCAAAACUGCUCAGAAGAACUCUAGCAGAUUGAUAACCCCAUUGUCUUUUUUUUUUUCUGGUAUUUUUGGGUUUUUUAUUUUAUUUUGAAGACAAGAAAUCAAACAGCAAUGCAGCUUCAUGUUUCACCGAGUUUGAGGCAUGUAACAGUGUUUCCUGGGAAAGGUGUAAGAGAAUUCAUCAAAGUUAGGAUUGGUUCCAGAUGGGUUUCCUAUCGAAUGCUGUUUUAUUCGCUUCUCUUCUUCACAUUCCUUCUUAGAUUCAUCUUUGUUUUCUCCACCGUUGAUACCAUUGAUGGAGAUCUUUCCAAGUGUUCCACCAUUGGGUUGCUUGGGAAAAGAAUAGGGCCAAGGAUUUUGGGAAGAAUGGAGUCAAAUGUUCCAGAGGUGAUAUACCAAAUACUAGAUGAAGCAAUCAGCGAAGAGGAAGUAGAACCAAAAUCUGAUAUUCCUCAGACACUACAUGAUUUCAUGGCUGACAUCAAACAAACCACACCUGAUGCUAAAGCCUUUGCUCUCAAGCUUCGACAAAUGGUACUUCUCCUUGAACAAAAAACAAGAAAAGCCAAAAUCCAAGAAUAUUUGUACCGGCAUGUAGCAUCAAGCAGCAUACCAAAACAUUUGCAUUGCUUGGCACUAAAGCUAGCCAAUGAGCACUCCAACAACGCUGCCGCUCGCCUCCAGCUCCCCUCCACCGAUCUCGUCCCCACCCUCGUCGACAACUCUUACUUCCACUUUGUCUUGGCCUCCGAUAAUGUGCUUGCCGCCUCCGUCGUUGCAAAAUCCCUCAUUAAAAACGCCUUGCGCCCUCGAAAGUUCGUGCUACACAUAAUAACCGAUCGUAAGACGUAUGCCCCCAUGCAGGCAUGGUUCUCGUUGCAUCCUUUGGCUCCUGCUGUAAUUGAGGUGAAGGCAUUGCAUCAAUUCGAUUGGCUUUCGAAAGGUAAGGUCCCUGUUUUAGAAGCCAUGGAAAAAGAUCAAAGAGUAAGGUCCAAGUUCAGAGGGGGUUCAUCAGCAAUUGUAGCAAAAAAUAAUACUGAGAAGCCUCAAGUCAUUGCGGCAAAACUACAAGCACUUAGUCCUAAAUACAACUCCUUGAUGAAUCACAUUCGCAUACAUUUACCCGAGUUGUUUCCGAGCCUGAACAAGGUAGUCUUCUUAGAUGAUGACAUUGUGAUACAAACCGAUCUUUCGGCUCUAUGGGAUAUUGAUCUGAAUGGGAAAGUUAAUGGAGCAGUGGAGACAUGCAGAGGCGAAGAUUCGUUCGUCAUGUCGAAGAGAUUCAAGAGCUAUCUCAACUUCUCACACCCUUUGAUUGCCAACUUUGAUCCUAAUGAAUGUGCAUGGGCUUAUGGUAUGAACAUUUUUGAUCUUGAGGCAUGGAGGAAGACCAACAUUACCCUCACAUACUAUCACUGGCUUGAACAGAACUUGAAAUCAGACCUGAGUUUGUGGCAACUGGGAACAUUACCGCCUGGUCUAAUUGCAUUCCAUGGUCAAGUUCAUGUGAUUGAUCCAUUUUGGCACAUGCUGGGAUUGGGUUACCAGGAUAAUACAACAUUAUCUGAUGCUGAGACAGCUGGGGUUAUCCAUUUUAAUGGCAGAGCAAAGCCUUGGCUUGACAUUGCUUUCCCUCAACUUCGACCUUCGUGGGCCAAGUACAUUGAUUUCUCUGAUAAAUUCAUCAAGGGUUGUCACAUUCGGGUAUCUUAAAACAAAGGGUUUUUUUUUUUUUUUUUUGAGAAUCAGUGUCCCAUAGUGAUGAUAAAAUUAAGUAUCUGUAUAUGACAACCAAAUGAGGUGAGAGCUCUUUACGAAAUCAUGGCCUUCAAUACUGAUUUUGUGACUGAAAUGUUGCAAAAGGCAUCUGAUUCUGUGGAGCUCUUGAUUCGUGGUUUUUAGCGACGGAAAUAAAAUGCAAUUCUCGGGAUUUCAUCAAUAAA
Gossypium raimondii (Peruvian cotton) is the source of this 2123-nucleotide messenger RNA. Its product is annotated as probable galacturonosyltransferase 12. The record is from RefSeq and is a predicted model, not a curated record. Lineage: Eukaryota; Viridiplantae; Streptophyta; Magnoliopsida; Malvales; Malvaceae. The transcript has 6 exons. Gene Ontology annotation, molecular function: polygalacturonate 4-alpha-galacturonosyltransferase activity. The coding region runs from base 292 to 1893 and encodes 533 amino acids.